AUGGCACCGAAGAAAGAACAAAAGAAGGAAGCAGUGAAAAUGUCUCCAGACCCUGAAGCUUCUAAAGAGCCAGACUUCGAGCCACGCAGCAUCAAGAUUGAAUUCAGUGCUGAUCAGAUUGUAGAAUUCAGAGAAGCCUUCCAGCUGUUCGACAGAAGUCCAGACAAUCAGAUGAAGAUCUUGUUUUCUCAGUGUGGAGAUGUGAUGAGAGCUCUGGGACAAAAUCCAACCAAUGCUGAAGUCCUCCGAGUGCUAGGACAGCCCAAACCUGAUGAAAUGGAAAUUAAAGUCCUGGACUUUGAGACCUUUCUGCCGAUGCUACAACAUGUGGCUCAGUCCAAAGACAAAGGGACAUACGAGGAUUUUGUAGAAGGCCUUAGAGUCUUCGAUAAAGAAGGAAAUGGGACAGUGAUGGGCGCUGAGCUAAGACAUGUUCUGGUCACUCUGGGAGAGAGGAUGACAGAGCGAGAAGUGGACCAGCUUCUGGCAGGACAGGAAGAAGCUAAUGGUUGUAUCAACUAUGAAGCUUUUGUGAAGCACAUCAUGGCUGGCUGA
Toxotes jaculatrix (banded archerfish) is the source of this 555-nucleotide messenger RNA. RefSeq names its product myosin, light chain 4, alkali; atrial, embryonic (gene myl4). NCBI's taxonomy places the organism in Eukaryota, Metazoa, Chordata, Actinopteri, Toxotidae. Gene Ontology annotation, molecular function: calcium ion binding. Gene Ontology annotation, cellular component: myosin II complex. The record is from RefSeq and is a predicted model, not a curated record. The transcript has 7 exons. The coding region runs from base 1 to 555 and encodes 184 amino acids.